GUUGAAUCUGUGGAGUGAUCUGAGGCAGUAGUGGUCAUCACAGAAAGGUUUAGACAUGACUCCUGCUGUGAUCCUGGUCAUCCUGUCCUUGGGAGUUGUGUCAGGUGCCUCAGCAUUUGAUCUCAGUUUGGAUAUCGAAUGGGAAGAGUGGAAGAUAAAAUAUGAGAAGUCUUACACUCCGGAAGAAGAUGUACUGAAGAGAGCAGUAUGGGAAGAAAAUGUGAAAAAGAUUAAACUGCACAACAUGGAGAAUUCCCUGGGGAAGAAUACCUACACCAUGGAAAUAAAUGACUUUGCUGACAUGACUGAUGAAGAAUUCAGGGACAUGAUAACUGGUUUUACAUUGCCAGUUAACGACACAGUGAGAAGUCCCUGGAAGCGUUCACUUCAUAGUAAUUUUCCUAACUCUGGACAUUGGCGAGAUGCUUUGCCCAAAUCUGUUAAUUGGCUAAAGGAAGGCUAUGUGACUCGUGUGAAGGAUCAGGGAAAAUGUAAUUCUUGUUGGGCUUUUCCUGUGACUGGUGCCAUAGAAGCACAAAUGUUCAAAAAAACUGGCAAACUGAUCCCACUGAGUGUACAGAACCUAGUGGACUGUUCUAAACCUCAAGGCAAUAGCGGCUGUAAUGGAGGUACUACAUACAAUGCUUUCCAGUAUGUUUUGCACAACGGAGGUUUGGAGGCAGAGGCAACCUACCCAUAUGAAGAAAAAGAAGGACUAUGCAGAUACAAUCCUAAGAAUUCAUUUGCUACAAUCACAAGAUUUGUGGCCCUUCCAGAAAAUGAAGAUGUCCUAAUGGAUGCUGUAGCAACUAAAGGGCCUGUAGCUGCUGGAAUUAACGGUGUCUACAGUUCUUUACGGUUCUACAAAAAUGGUAUUUAUUAUGAGCCAAGGUGCAAACGUCUUGUGAGUCAUGCAGUUCUGGUGAUUGGCUAUGGAUUUGAGGGAAAUGAAACAGAUGACAAACACUACUGGCUGAUUAAGAACAGCUGGGGUAAACAAUGGGGAUUGGGCGGAUAUAUGAAGAUUGCGAAAGACAGGAACAACCACUGUGGAAUUGCUACAUUUGCCCAGUAUCCUAUAGUGUGAGCAGCCUAAUGGUCUCAAGGAAGCAUGUGGCAUGAGACUCAUUUCCAUUUCCAGAGGAGUGUCAUCCACUCCAAUGAAUGGCCUUUGAUGAAUAUGUCAAACUCUUGAAUCCCAUGAAAUCAUCAUUGUAAUGUAAAUUCUGGGAGCUUUCAAAUAUUUCACAUGACCACUGUAAUUUUUCCUUUCAUUAAUGUAUGCUUAUGUCUCCUAAAAUAACUAUUUUCAGUUUUAAUGCUUGUGCAAAUAAAA
This is a messenger RNA of Grammomys surdaster, 1336 nucleotides long. RefSeq names its product cathepsin Q-like. Gene Ontology annotation, biological process: immune response. Gene Ontology annotation, molecular function: cysteine-type endopeptidase activity. Gene Ontology annotation, cellular component: lysosome. The transcript has 8 exons. The record is from RefSeq and is a predicted model, not a curated record. The coding region runs from base 56 to 1087 and encodes 343 amino acids. NCBI's taxonomy places the organism in Eukaryota, Metazoa, Chordata, Mammalia, Rodentia, Muridae.